This is a messenger RNA of Triplophysa rosa, 2408 nucleotides long. Its product is annotated as group 3 secretory phospholipase A2. Gene Ontology annotation, biological process: arachidonate secretion; phospholipid metabolic process. The coding region runs from base 153 to 1619 and encodes 488 amino acids. The transcript has 4 exons. Gene Ontology annotation, molecular function: A2-type glycerophospholipase activity. The record is from RefSeq and is a predicted model, not a curated record. NCBI's taxonomy places the organism in Eukaryota, Metazoa, Chordata, Actinopteri, Cypriniformes, Nemacheilidae.
UGCGCAUGAAGUGCUGUACGCGAACUUGAAGAGGAUUCUUUAUACACAGGCAAUGAAAGCGAAAUUUAUCCUCGGAUUGAUGCUGGUUUGCAGAUGAAGAUUUUCAUUGAAAUCUCCAUUGACCAUUGGAGUUUAAACGGCUCUUCGCUACAAUGUCACAACAUCUCCAAUUUAUAAGAAUCCGGGGUUUAUUUCAUACCGGAAUUAUUGUAAUAGCCGUGUGCUAUUGCAAUACCGCAGUAACUUGCGGUGAUAAAACACCAUUUUGCCGCCGCGUAAAAUUGGAACACGGGGUCUUUGAGGUGAGUUUUCUGACCAAUCAGCUGGACUCAUCGCUUCGCUUUUACUGGAGCAGGUGGACAUCAGAGCGAAGCGUUGACGAUUGUUUCACAAAUACCGACGCGACUUUGAUCGCGCGCUAUUCGUCGCUGUGCGGGGAGCGCGCGCAGGGCGCUGCGGAAAAACUGCCUCAAUUCAAUUUAAGCUUGAUCCUGGAAGAUGACAGCUUGUGUAAAUUCAAUACUAAUCCGCUAAGCAGUGUAGGUUCGCAAAACGAAGACGUAAAGAAAAUACAACAGAUGGACUCGAGCGUUAAAAGUCGCCAGAAACGCGCAUUGUUGCUUUUACCGGGAACCCUUUGGUGCGGCAGAGGCUCGAGCGCCAACAGCUAUGAGCAGCUGGGAAUGUUCGAGAAUGCAGACAGAUGCUGCAGACAACACGAUCAUUGUGAGCACAUCAUUCGAGCCUUCUCUGUCAACUUUGGUGUCUUCAACCCCACCCUGUUCACUAUCUCUCACUGUGACUGUGACCACAGAUUUAAACAGUGUCUUCUCGCUGGUAAUGACACCAUCUCCAACAUGGUGGGCUACAGUUUCUUCAACGCUCUUAAAAUCCGCUGCUUCGAGUUGUACCAAAGGAAACGAUGCACCCAGUUCAACUGGUUUGGAAUGUGCACAUCAUUUCAGGAGGCACCUGUAGCGGUACUGAAAGAUUCCACACCGUACAAUUCAACAAUUCCGAAUAAUGAAAGCCGCGACAUCACUGACCCGUCAUGCAAAGAAGAGCUAUUGAAAUCAUCACAUAAAAACAACCAAAGAAGCUCUACAUCCAAACAAAUGAGGCUGCACAAGGAGCAGAAGAACUGUGUUUCAGUCAAACAUGCGAAGCAAGACGCUUUUCAGCUCAGUCAAAAGUCAGUAAAGAAAAGUGAUAAAAAGAAGAAAAUACAAGCGGCCAAACCUCGAAAAACUGUGUGGUCAAACUCACCCUUCACACCGUCACCCCAAACUCACACGUCCACGAUAAAGCAGAGGACAUCUUUGAAAAACAAACAGAAAAGGAAAGACAUUGAGAGAAAGGCAAUCGUCACUCCCUCGUCUGUAUCUGUAACAAAAUCACUCCUGAUUCGAAAGACAUCUACCACCGCUCCAUCAAAACAAACGGUGGUAACAAAAUCGAGUCUUCAAAGAAAGAAAAACAAAACAAAAUCUCACAGCAGAAGUGCAGUAACAUCUAGAAAAUCAAAGAAAUGUACAACUAAACACAGCCCGUUUCAUACUUCAAGACAAGAUCAUUACCAGCAAAAACAUCACCGAGGCAAGAAUACUUCCAAAAGAUGAGACGUCCUCAUUCAGUGUGAAACUCCCGCUCGUGUUUCUCAUUAUCAACAGAAGAGUUUUGUAGGUCAUGAAAAUGUAGGACUGUACUGUAAAGAAUUUAUUUUUCAGGUGUGUUGUCAUGUUAAAACGAUGUAAGGCAGCACGGUUACACUUCUACCAGAGGUCAAAUAAAACAACAGCAAACUGAUACGGAGUUCUUCGCUCCCCUCAUUAAUGAUAGGUGUUGUUUAAAUCUGUUUGAUUGUGUCUGGGCAGCACGAACAACACAACCGUGUAAGACAGAAUUUAGAUUCUGGUGGGCUGGAUUUGGGCAGAGUUCCUAACAAGAUUCGCUGACAUGAUGUAUUUUUAAAUUCAAUGUUUAUGUCUUGCCCAGAAUAUCUUGUCGUAGUUAUACAACAAAUAUUCUGAUGAUUUAACAGAUGGUGCAGUGGAAAGUUUUCAUGUUCAAAUUCAGCGACUGGGCCUCUGCAGUCUCAUCUAACAAACUUUUCGUAUCGUAACAACCAGUAAAUGAGUUCAAUAUGGGCAGAUAUGCUUACAGAUUACUGCUACAGUCACGGACUUUGCUUUUUUGUGUGUUUUAAAUGACUAACCAAAUAGUUUUUCUCAAACAACUGCAGUCUUGUGCUGAAAAAACGGUUUGGAUUUGCCAGACAAUGACAAGAUUGCACAAAUAUACUGUAGAUGAUGAUGGUAAAUGUAACAGUUGUUUGUAAUAUUCACAGAAGCCUUUUUUUAGGAUUUCAUUUAAUAAAUACAUAUUUAUAAAACCAUAGACUAUUUAAA